Molecule: messenger RNA, 2556 nt
Organism: Pyrenophora tritici-repentis Pt-1C-BFP
Lineage: Eukaryota; Fungi; Ascomycota; Dothideomycetes; Pleosporales; Pleosporaceae
Source: RefSeq, a predicted model, not a curated record
AUGGCGGAUGCUCCUAGCAGCCACAGCACAGCCCCUGCCGAGACACCGGAUGAUGGCGAUGCAGCGCAAGAGUCUGCUGCGCCCGUUAUCCAGGCGCCUGCUACAUCCGCUAAUCUGCCCUUGAGACAAGCGAGAAAUGCAGUCGGUGGCUCACAGCCAAAGAUUCAUAAUGUCACGGAUAAGUUCACAAGGGCGUGUAAUGGCAAGUUGACCCGUAAUCCGAUAUUUGGAGGGGCAUGGCGGGGCAAGGGCCGUCACCAUGGGCCCAUGAUAUAUGGACAAGAACAUUUUCGAACAACAACUAAUGAAUGGAUAGCUCUUGAAGUCGGUCAGCUUGUUAAAGAUGAAUACUUUACGCUGUUUGAAUCUAUUGGGGCAAUCGAGAUCAUGGAUCCCAAAAUGGACUCCGGAUUCCUAGAACCAGGAGAGACGCUGGAAGAUGAAUACGAUGCCCUAGCUCCACUUCUACCGGAAGAGCUAAUCGGAAUCAUGGAUCAGCUGCUCUGCUACGAAAUGGCCUGGCACACAGGUUACCCGCUAUCCCAAACACUCUUCACAUCAUUGUAUAUUGAUAAGCUGCUCUGGCCCGAAACUAGAGUCCUGGAGCAAUCGCAGUUUUACCGUGGAGGUAUUCCAGACGACAGACGACCGGGGCCGUUGCUGCAGGUACUCAGGGCGUACUGUCUAGCGGUGAUCAAGGGGUGCGAUUAUGUGAUUGCGAAGAUUACGGGGCGGGAUUACUUUGAAGAGGAGGAUUUUUGUACGCAUACGUAUAAUCGGGUGUUGUUUGUUAGUGUGCCGAUGGAUGUGUUUCUGAGGGAGUUGGAUGCUGGUGUUGAGGUAUUAGAGGACACCGACUUGAAGAUUGAUGACACACUCCGUAAAGCCAUCCUCUCACGACUGGAGUUACGAAAAGACUUUCUCCGUGCUCUGGACUUGGACCUCCCGCUCGAUCAAAUAUCCCACUCCUGGCCGCUCAUAUUCCAAGGCAUCGAUGCAUUAAAAACUACACAUCAACUCGGCAAAUCCGUACCCGGAGCAUUUAGCCCCAAAAUGCAACGACGACUCGCAUCCACCGUACCCCCCCGCCCAGUCGUCGAACUCGACUUCACAGACGCCCUGUCCAAACUCCACCACAUCGCCAGCGACUGUUCUGAAGCAACGCGCUUCGUGGACCUCCCCCAAGACCCCCUCGAAUACCUCUCUUUCCUCUGGCACUUUGCCUCGCGCAACCCCCCACCCCUAGCCUACGCCCGCUCCUACCUCUCCACCCUACUCUUCCACCCAGACGUCCUACACACGUCUUCGUCCCUCCCCCUCGCCGACUGCAAAACCCUCGUCCUCUCCGCCUCCCCCGUACUCGACCCUGUAAACUGGUCUUUUUCACCCCCUCGCAAUCCUACUCUGCCCAAACCGCCUCGUCUCCAGUUCGCACUGCUCAUCGACGAGUUUGUGGAACGUGCGGGACAGGCGUACAUGGACCUUUGGGUUGCGGUGGGCCAGAAUCGGUGUCGACUGAGGCGUAUGCUUACGCAUGUUAUUACCGGCUGGGAUAUGUUACAAGCGGACGCCAGUCUCAUCGACGCAGAUAUUGCAGCCGCAGCAUCGGAACUAGGUGUCAGCGAGCAAAUCAUGGAGUUUAGCCUUUCGACAUGGGUGUACCAUCACAAACUCACCAUGAUACAGAAAGUCGUCCUCCUUGGUUUCGAACAAGACAUCUAUCUACCCGACGAAUACUGUGGCAUGUAUCUUUUCCUGUCCCUCGUCGCCGGUCGUCGUAACGCGCUGCUUCAGCGUGUUCAAAGCCACUACACCGCCCAGCACGCCCGCGUCAGCAAGUCGCCCAGGGAGCUCCGCGAGUUGCAGGCCUCGCAAGAUUAUCUCAACAGUCUACUAGCGGAAACGGAAGCAACGGCGUCGUUGGCGAAAGCGCUGGCGACCUUCUACAUGCUGCUUUUGUACGCGGGCUUAUUAAACAUACCCACACGACCGUUUUCUUCGGAGAAAUUGCGGUAUGAAGUGCGCAUGAAACCUUUCCUCGCCCUUGCGCCGGUGGAGGUGUUGGAGUGGGAGGAGUUUAGGGGUUUGAUGACACCUUACGGUUCAUUUCCUCCUGCGUCCACGUCUACAUCUACAUCCACACCUACUCCAGCAUCACCACAACAGGAAUCCCAGGGGAUGUCAGCGUUCAUCAAGGCCGUGGCAGACAGCGAUUCGGAAAUCUGGACAGAAAUCAAUUCAAACAUUCGCAACGCAAAAUCUGCACUUCAGGAAUACAAACGGCUUGGUGUUAGAGCGGCCAAGGCGGAGGGUGUGAAGGCAAGUUGGGAGGGGGAGGUGCAGUGUUUGGUGCAGAGUUGUGUUGCGUUGGGUUUGGGGGUUAAGGGGGUUGUUGAUGCGGUUGCGGUGGGGGGAGGUGAGGGAGGGGGUAAAGAGGGGCUUGAGGAACUGCGAAAAAAACUCCGUAUUGAGAUUCCCGAGGCGGGGAAGAGGUAUAGUGAGGGGUGGGUUGUUCCUAGAGUUAUUGCUGUGGUGAGUGAGGGAACAGCGGUGUAG